This is a messenger RNA of Guillardia theta CCMP2712, 774 nucleotides long. RefSeq lists its product as hypothetical. The coding region runs from base 1 to 774 and encodes 257 amino acids. Lineage: Eukaryota; Cryptophyceae; Pyrenomonadales; Geminigeraceae. The record is from RefSeq and is a predicted model, not a curated record. The transcript has 2 exons.
AUGCAAUCGUCGGAUGAAACACGGAAGCUGUUGGAUGAGCAAACAAGUCAGUCUGGUGAAGCACAGCAGGAGUUUAUAGCGUGGGAAAAGAAUAUUUCGACUGUCCGGAUGGGACUUAUCGUCGUCACGCUUGUUUUACUGAGUGUUCAGUUCUUGUUGCUGCAGUUUGGCGAAAGUAUCGCGCUACUUUGCGCAGCGCAAGUUGGGCUUAGAGUGCAUAAGCCGCCGCGGACAGUGUUUCUUGAUAAGGACUGGGGUCCUGCGACCAAGGUUCUAGGUGCUUUGCUGCUGGAGCAUGACCCGAAUACCGUGAUUAUAACGCUCGAUGAUGACAUAUUCUACAACAAGCGUACAGUCGAAUGGCUCGCUACUCACAUUGAUGACAAGGAUAUGGCGCUUUCGUUUGGUUGCGAGAUGUGGAACAACCAGCACAGCAACUUCAAGUCGUUCACGACUUACUCCUUCUCCAACAUAUUUGUCACCACUCCGCGUGUUUGCAACGGCUGGCUAGUUGGUUGGACGGCUGUAGCUCAUCGUGUUAGCAAUUUCGGAGAGGAUGUCUGGAUGUAUCUGGAUAGACUCCCUCGGGGAUGUUUCUAUAAUGAUGAUAUCUGGAUGUCUGGAUAUGUUGGCAGACGGGGUAUACGUAAGGUCUAUGCUCCCUGGGUGGUUUAUCAUGCGCAUCAUCGUCGCGAUAAGGACUUGAGCCUGAGCACCAUCGAAGGCACCCGCGAGCGGAACGCUUUCCCGUGUGCGGUUGACUUUUUCGGUUGA